AUUUUUUUGGCUGAGCCAGUGCCUCCUUUCUCCCUGAUUGGUGCUGGAGUGAGGCCAAGAACCUGAGGUCUGCUUCCCCAAGAGACACUCGCAGCCAUAGCCCUUUCUCCUCUACUCGCAAAGAUGACGCUUGCCGUCCAGGCCAUGCGGCUGGUGGUCUGCAUCGUGGCGUUUCCCAUAUUUCUGCUGAACAUUCUAGGCAUGUGGAGCUGGGUAUGCAAAAAGUGCUUUCCCUACUUCCUGAAGCGGUUCGCCAUGAUAUACAAUUGGAAGAUGGCGAGCCUAAAGCAGGAGCUCUUCAGCAAUCUGCAGGAGUUCGCCGGCCCCUCGGGGAAGCUGACUCUGCUGGAGAGCGUCGCAGAGAACCGGCAGCUGCAGUUCGAGCGCUUCGUGGUGGCAGUCGGGGAGGACAUGCACCAGGUGACCGAUGGCUCUGUGGACGUGGUGGUCUGCACCCUGGUGCUGUGCUCGGUGAAGAACCAAGAGAAGAUUCUGCGUGAGGUGUGCCGAGUGCUGAAGCCGGGAGGGGCUUUUUACUUCAUAGACCAUGUGGCAGAUGAACGGUCUACCUGGAAUUACUUCUGGCAGCAGGUCCUGGCUCGUGUGUGGUUCCUUGCUUUUGACGGAUGCAAUCUGACCAGAGAGAGCUGGAAGGCCAUAGAGCAGGCCAACUUCUCCAAGCUGAACCUGCAGCACAUCCAGGCCCCGCUCCCCUUGACCUUGGUGCGGCCCCACAUCUAUGGCUAUGCUGUGAAAUAGAGUGAGGUGGUGGGAGAGAUCCGGUCUGCUCCACGCUGGUUCCAGGCUUCCGUUUUAGAUGUAAAAUUCUCACUGGGAGGGGUGAAAAUCAAAUUCAUCCCUACAGGUUUCUGUUUAGCCAUUUUCUAUGUUGUUUCUUACCGAAUCAAAACCAAAUCAGAGCAGCUUUGAACUCUCCCUCCAAAGGGACCGAAGGUCUCUCAUAGGCCUUUGAAAAGGAAGCAGUGGGGGAGACUUACAGCUUGCAAACCGAAUAAAUAAAUCCCAGAAAAUCGAAAAUCCACGGCUGACUAACACAGGAACACCUCCUUCCCUCCCCCAUCCUGGUAAGAAGGAAUCAGAACCCACUUGCUGUCCUGGUGUUACUAGUCUGCUUUGGCUGCCACCUGUGCUCUGGCCAGUGGCUCUCUGUCCUUCGACUGAGGGUUUUGCCACUGGCUGCUGCACUGUCCUGCACUCCACAGCUCGUAUAAGUGCACUUUACACACCAGCGUCAUCACAGAACUGCACAGAACAGAUGGGAAUUCUCUGCAGGGAGACACUUAGCAUCCAAAUGACACACACACAGUUAGUAGAUCUUAGCCAUUUUGGAAGGAUCAGAGUGGGGUGUGACUGUGUGGCUAUGAUCUUUCAAUCUUUGCUUUCUCCCCCACCCUCUCUUAGAAGUGACAUACUAGGGACUGAACCCAGGGCUGAGAGCAUGCUAUGCAAGACUACACUAUCAGGGGCUGGUGAGAUGGCUCAGUGGGUAAGAGUACCCGAUUGCUCUUCUGAAGGUCCGAAGUUCAAAUCCCAGCAACCACAUGGUGGCUCACAACCAUCCCUAACGAGAUCUGACUCCCUCUUCUGGAGUGUCUGAAGACAGAUACAUUGUACUUACAUAUAAUAAUAAUAAUAAUAAUAAUAAUAAUAAUAAUAAUAAUAAUAAUAAUAAAAAAACAUAUUGAACCAGGCCUCAAUCGUAGAUUAAGAAUGUUGUUCAGGGGCUUUGUUUUGAUACAGGGUCUCACUAUGUAGCCUAGGCUGGCCCCAAACUCACAGAGAUCCACCUGCCUCUGCCUCCUGUGUGCUGAUCAAAGUCCUGUGCCACUCCACACCAUCCAGGAUGAGUUCAGAAAGAGAACAACAAAAAGCAAAACAAUGAAGCAAUAUGUUUAAAAAAUGCUAAGGGUCUUACCAUGUAGCCCAGGCUG
Molecule: messenger RNA, 1952 nt
Organism: Mus musculus (house mouse)
Lineage: Eukaryota; Metazoa; Chordata; Mammalia; Rodentia; Muridae
Gene: Tmt1a3
Product: thiol methyltransferase 1A3
Exons: 3
Coding region: 124-759 (211 amino acids)
Molecular function (GO): S-adenosylmethionine-dependent methyltransferase activity
Source: RefSeq, a predicted model, not a curated record